Molecule: messenger RNA, 875 nt
Organism: Mucor mucedo
Lineage: Eukaryota; Fungi; Mucoromycota; Mucoromycetes; Mucorales; Mucoraceae
Product: ribonuclease H2, subunit B
Exons: 8
Coding region: 27-875 (282 amino acids)
Biological process (GO): RNA catabolic process; ribonucleotide metabolic process
Cellular component (GO): ribonuclease H2 complex; nucleoplasm
Source: RefSeq, a predicted model, not a curated record
GUUUCGUGUGUAUAGAGCUUUUAAAAAUGAAGAUUUUGGCAUUUACAAAUAGAUUAGAUCAAGAUGUCAACCAUUUAAAAGAACUGUAUUUACCCUGCCCACGAUCAAAUCGACGCUCUAUUUACUUUCAUAAUGAAAAGGGACAAUUGUACGAGAUUCAAAGAGUGACAGGACCAGGCCGUAAAAGUUGUUGGUUAAUGGACGAUACACUUUACAAAGAUGGUGCUAUUCGAUUUAUAUCACCUCUAGAUCCUCUUUUUAUAGCCUUGCCUAUUCUUGAAGAAGCAGGAAAGAAUGACAAGUUUAGAGAAUUGGACGAUAUCUUUACCAGAGAGAAUGUAAAGAUUUGUGUGGUAGUGGAUGAAGAAGCAUCAGAGGGAGACUUCUUUGGAGAAGAGGAAUAUGAUCAACCUAUUGAUGUACAUCGUUUAACCAAUGUUCCAGGAUUAAAAGAGCAAUUAGGCCACUUAUGUGAUAUCCAAGAAAUUGCGAGUGGAUUGUUUGUUUACAAGUUAAAUGAGGAAAACACCUUAAAUUGGCUAGUUAAAAAAGUGGAAGCUAUCCUGUCAAAUGAACACUUUAAAAAAGUAUUUGAAACAACGACAAAAGAAGAAGGACUUGAGAAAAUAGAGGCUGUGUAUACAUUAUCCAAUUAUUUAAGUAAAAACUGGUUUAGUAAACUUUUGGUCAAAUUAGAGCUUGUUGAGAAAAAGGAAGAACUCGGCGACAUUACUAAUUAUGUCACUGACGUAUCUCCCUCCGGUUAUUUUAAACGUGUACAUCCUGAGGAGAACUUUAUGGAUGCACCAGCCAAGAAAAUGAAGCCUGCCGUUCCCAGAAGUUUGGCCAAGAUGAUCAUGCGUCGGAAUGUAUAA